AUGUUGUGGAAUCUGCUGGCUCUUGGUCAGAUUACCCAGAGAACCAUAAACACUGCUUCACGCAGGCAUAUUGAAAAUGAAGUUCUGGAGAAACAAAAGCUGUUUCUGGAGGAUAAUGGAAUUCCAGUGCAUCUAAAGGGUGGGGUUGCUGAUGCCCUCUUGUAUAGAGCCACCAUGGUUCUUGCAGUUGGUGGAACAGCAUACACCAUAUAUCAGCUGACAAUGGCUUCAUUUCCCAAGAAGCAGGAUUGA
This is a messenger RNA of Ochotona princeps (American pika), 252 nucleotides long. Its product is annotated as cytochrome c oxidase subunit 7A2, mitochondrial-like. Bases 1 to 252 code for a protein of 83 amino acids. Gene Ontology annotation, biological process: mitochondrial respirasome assembly; mitochondrial electron transport, cytochrome c to oxygen; regulation of oxidative phosphorylation. Lineage: Eukaryota; Metazoa; Chordata; Mammalia; Lagomorpha; Ochotonidae. The transcript has a single exon. The record is from RefSeq and is a predicted model, not a curated record.